AUGGCUAAGGCUGUAGUUAGCGAUUCUGAAGUUGAUUUAAAAACAUUUACUGAUUGUAUGUAUUUUAUAAAUGGUCAUUGUAAAUUAAAUGAUAAAUGUCGUUAUCGUCAUUGUCAAGUAGCUGCUGCACAAACAAAUAAUUGUUUUAAAUGGCCAAAAGUAUGUCGUAAUACUAAAUGUCCUUAUCGACAUCCUUCAAUAUCUAAAGUAAUUGAAAAGAAAAAAAAAUCAAUAUCCGAAUUUCCAGUUAUUAAUUCAAUGUCAUUACAAACACCACAAAUAAUAUCACGAAGAGAAGGUUUAAUAAGUUUUUUUUGGGAUAUUGAAAAUGUUCCUAUACCAAAAGCACAAAAACCUUUUGAUAUUGUUCAACGUAUUCGACAAAAAUUAGUUGUUGAAGCUGGUUUAAGAGAAUAUAGUUUUUCAUGUUAUUGUAAUACAACAACAAUAUCUCAAGAAAAUCAACUUAGUUUAUUUCAUGCUAAUGUUCGUAUUGUUCAUAUACCAGAUCGUAAAAUUGGUGCAGUUGAUCGUCAAAUAAUGCUUGAUUUAGAUCGUUUUGAACGUGCUCAUCAUUCUCCGGCAACAAUUGUUCUUAUUUCUGGUGAUAUUGAUUUUGUUGGAAAAUUAAGUGAUCUUCGUCAUCAAGCUGGAUUUUAUGUUAUUGUUAUUCAUAAUAAACCAGCAAAAGAAGAAUUAAAAGCAACAGUUAAUGAUCAUUUUCCAUGGGAAUUAUUUACACAACAACAACAACGACAACCAAUCAAUGCAGUUAAUAAUUCGGAAAUAUUAACAAAUGAAAUAAGACCACGAGCACCACAAUUAUAUCGAAUGAAUAAUCAAAAUAAUAAUGGUCAACUAUGUCAAAUAGAUUCAUCACCAAAUCGUUCAACUGUACCUUCUAAAUCAUUUCGAUCAACUAUAACAAAAAAACAAACACAUCAAUGUCCAAAAUGUACAAGUGAAUUUGAAUCUAUACAAGCUUUACGACAACAUCAAGAAGUUAAAGAUCAUUUAUUUGAUUGUUCAAUAUGUGAUGAAAGUUUUCGAACAUUUGAAGGAUUAGUUCAACAUCAAAAAGCUAAAGAUCAUCAUAAAGCUGAUUAUAAAUGUGGGCAAUGUAAUCGUCGUUUUGCUAAAAUUGAAAGUUUAAGUCAACAUCAACAAGCUACUAAUCAUAAUGGAUUGUUCGGUCCAGCAUCCAUGAAUAUUGAUGGUUUUGUACGUGAACUAACAUUUCCAUCAACAUUACCUAAUAAUAAUAAUCAAUUUACGAAUAAUAGUGUUCAAGAUGCAGCAAUGAUUAUUAUUCAAAAAGGUAUUGAUGCUCUUGUUCAAUAUUAUCCAAAAAGAUUUCCAUCAAAUAAAUAA
Rotaria sordida is the source of this 1371-nucleotide messenger RNA. The record is from the annotation of a GenBank genome assembly. NCBI's taxonomy places the organism in Eukaryota, Metazoa, Rotifera, Eurotatoria, Philodinida, Philodinidae.